Molecule: messenger RNA, 7388 nt
Organism: Amoebophrya sp. A25
Lineage: Eukaryota; Dinophyceae; Syndiniales; Amoebophryaceae
Source: the annotation of a GenBank genome assembly
AGAAUCCCCUAUACUACGAAUGUACUGUAUUGGGUUGAACAUUUUUUCAUUUUUCCCAAAAAUGUUUUGAUUUCCCCUCUUGAUGUUGUACUUACAGCUGAGUAUUUGAAAGGUAUGGAGUCCCACCUCGUGGCUAUAAUGUCGACUAUUACAACCAUUAGAUGACGACGAUAGAGGCUUCCUCUUUCUUCCACGAGCACAGUAAACUUUUCUAGCACAAUCAAGGUGAACGACGACGAUAAGAAAAAGAUUCCUAGGUAUUGCGGACUCAUCAGUGGAGACUAUGGCACAAGUUUUUUCCUAUCGAUUGGGAAGAAGAUUGUUUGAUAUUUUGCAAUACAGUUGUACCAACAUUAAUUUUUAUUGCAUUCAACUAGUCGUGACCCGAGUGUUUAGUUGCUAAGAGGAAAGGCAUAGACGACAGAGAAAGGAGGGCAACACUGCUAGGGACUGGAAGAAGAGCAGAGAAGGGCGGGCGGCGGAGGAUAAUCCUCUAAACCCUAGGAUAAUCCCCUAAACCCUGAGGAUAAUCCUCUAAACCCUAGGAUAAUCCUCUAAACCCUGGAGGAUAAUCCUCUAAACCCUAGGAUAAUCCUCUAAGCCCUGAUGAUAAUCCUUAAAGCCCUGACUUUAGACUUCGACUCUUGCCGAUUGUUAUUAUAUAAGAGGAAUUAAGUAGAAAAUGUCGUCUGCGUCGUCGUCCGAGCAGGACGCUUCUGAGCAGUCGGCGGGGACUAGACGGGUCGUCUCUCGGUCCGACUGGGACCGCAUGGUAAAGGAGCUAACGCCAUCUCCGAUAAUCGAAACUGUUAAACUUGUUUGUGUUAUGGUAGAAUAAGAUAAUUCAUGACUUUCAAAAACAUCUUGCUAAGCAGGUCUUCCUUCUAAACGCGAGGGGAAAGCCGACCAAGAAGUGAGGGACGCCAUCCUUCCAUGCCCUCUUCUGAUUGAUCUCUUCUUUUGUCACAAGCUCACUAUCAAAGAAGAUGUAGUUUUUUGUGUACGUUUUAUGACCUGACGAGCCUUCCUCAUAAACGCUCUCUUCUAAUCCGAGCAGCCUCCUCCUUGUGAGUUUCGGAUGGUACUCAGCGUUAAAUAUGGCUAUCUGCGUCGGCUGGGAAGCACUCGACAAACGGACAGUAAAGAUGGUUUUAUGGCAAACGGAGGACAGUCUAUAGUAGAUUGUAUAUACCACGCCAUUAAUGGACCAGAUGUACUAGAACUAAAUGGGACGACACCAUGAUGAUGAUUGGGAGGCGUCCUUUGCAUCAUCCUCUGAGGCUAUCCUAUGCGACUUAUGCUGUCGUAUCCUAAAAUCAUGCUAUCCUAGUACUGUCUACUGGGUGUCUCAUGGUAAUCAUCAUCCGCAUCAUUGCGCUUUUCAAGUAUCUCUUUGGGAUCGUAAUCAGCUAGAACAAGUCGUGUCCGACCUAAUGACUGAAACUCGCUUCAUUAUAAGUAGACCCAACCGCUCAGCAGGGAAGAUCUUGCUAUUGAUGAUUUGACUCAUUGAUUGAGGGACUGACUUGUUGAGCGCAGCCAUACGUGUACCAGAACAUAGGCUCUAAUUUUUCCACUCUUGCAGAUAUGCUCUAAUUUUUCCACUCUUGCAGAAACUCACGGUCCAAGUCGGCUUAUGAAUCUUAAUGUAGAAUGUGCUCGGAAGCAUUGAACUUAUUCGAAAACUCAAAAUAAGCGAGCUACUGACUGAAAUAAGAGAGGCUUGACUACAUUCCUCUUCUUUCAGUAUCUCGCUUAUUUUAAGUAGUUACUCGCUUAUUUCAGUUUAUCGAAUAGAUUCAUUGCCUCUAGUUCAGUCUCUCUCUCCAGCUACCUUGAAACAGUUCAUCUGCGAAUGAAAUUCCCACUUACCCAUUCCUGGAUUUAGGGCAGGCCUAUUUUUGACAUAGAACUAUGGUGUAGAAAAAUCAAGUGUCGUCUAAUCCUAGAUAUGACUUGGACGAAGGGGUUGGUGCGAAACGAUGCGGAUGGAUUCGUUAUACCGACAUUUCUGUGGCUAGGCAUCUUACUCCCGUCUUGGUUCUUCUACGAGCUGUGGCGUGCCUACGUUUACUUAAGGCUGGAUCUGAUCAUCAGUACAUCAAUUAUCAAUCUAGGACAACAUACAAUGUUCUUGGGAAGUGAGAAGUACGACGUAGUUUUGGUCUUUUUUAGGCUGCAGUGCGCGACUACUUGAGGUCAUUUAUAUGUGUCUUCCUGCUUCGACCGCUCCUGUGUGCGAGUUGUAAUAUGUACGUCUUGUUCGUCAUCUUAAAUAGUCAUAGUGUAGGCUUCUAAUUUGAGGCUUUUCUUUUCCGCGUGUAAUUCUGUACAACGCAGUCCGGUUGGGGCCGAUGUAUUGCAAUUUCAUGUACGUCUACGUACUGGCGCACAAAGAGGGGCAUCUGAAUUUAAGGAGACAUUUUCAUUUCAUCUAUUCUUUUUCUUUACUCUCCUUUAGAAACACAAAAUAUGAAGGCUCUCCGUCUAUUCUGUAUUCUCCUUUGGAAAAACGAAAAGAAGUAGAAUCAAUGUUGCAGAGGAGUUUUAGCCAACUACUUCUAUUUCUGUAGACAUAGGAGCUUCAGUGAGGGUGUAGGAAUUGGAUACUGGAGGAAAGCUGUUAGCGGCCAUAGCCCAUAUUAAUAGAUCACGGACAAGAACAGCGAACAACUUGUUCCAGAUGAAGAUAUGCAUAACGGAAACCGCUAAUACACGGAAACUUGCUGCAGCUUUGGCCAGCCUCUCUUUUGAGAGGAACAUUAAGGCAUAGAAAUUACACGGAAACGCAUUCAACACUUAUACACAGAUAGUAUAGUAUUCAACACUUACACACAUAGAAUUCACACAGAUAGUAUAGGACUGUAAUUAAUUGAUUGAAAGGGUGGCAGCAUAUAGUCCUAACGCAAAAAAAAAAAAUGUAGCGGGUGCUAGGAACAGCAUCAUCAGGGAUACACACGUGGCAUGUAGCUACGAGUCAAGUUGCUUGCCCGAUUCUAACCUCGUGACUGGGUUUACUACUACUACGAUUACUUCUACUUCUACUAUUACUAUUAGGAUACUUUAGGAUACUCGUUGAUAGUUGCCCUUUUCUCUUUUAUAUCUUCCUCUGUCUGGUCUGUCUUUUUUCUAGUUAGGUCGGCUCCACCACAACUAUUGCUAGUGAUGAUUCACCUCUCACCUUGCCCUUUUCUAAUGCGUAACGGAAUCUCCAAGGGAUUUGCUGCGGUGAUCAAAUACCCCUUCAACCACUGGGUCGGCCUUUUUCACGGUGUCGUGCCUGGCGCAUUCACGUACUCACACGUCUACAAUCAUCACAAGUACAGCAAUGGAUACCAUUAUGGGACGAUGAAUAUUACAGUUGUUACAGAGAUCAAUACCCUUACGAAUGAUUUUCUACCUCCUGUCCUGUCCUAGCGCAGAUGUGGUAAUGUGUUUCUCGCAAUCUAGUUCUGCGUGAUGUCUACUACCUGUGGUCGGCGAUUUCUCUAAGCUGUGGAUGUUUAUUGUACGCUGUAUCGACCGCGAGAUAGCUUUGCGAAUUUUGUGCGGUAUUUGCCUUGUUGGCUGAGCUACUCGACGAACCUGAGCACUAUUUUUAUGGAUCAUGGAUGCAAGUACUUAGUACUGUGGUUUUUAACAUGAUCGUUGCUGGUUCUUUGGUGAUGAAGAGCGGCCACAGGGGUAGGACUAUCUAGCCUUUUUCAUGUGCUCAAGGAUAGCCAUGAAAGAGGCGCCAUGACGUUACCGUAGGGUCGCGUGACACGCCGUGCACCGCAUUCUUGUUAAAAUCGAGUACGUCACCAGCAGCUAGUAUUAUUGCCUUUGCUCCUACCGGCAACCAAUUGUGAUUCUUCUUGAUGAUUUUAGCGCGCACUUCAUCGUAUCUCGACGUUCUAAUGUCCAUGCCUUUUGCCAGGAGGGCCGUUAUCGAUGGGCGACCCACGUGGCGCUCUACACCUCUGCCUAUUGGGCCUUCGUUGCUGUCUGUGUCAAAAUCGCUCCCCUCUUAUGAAACGGAAAAGGUGUACUCAUCCUCAAGCCAGAGGAUCUGCUGAGGAACGGAUAUCGGAUUUAGGCAUUUGUUUCUAACUAGUAAACAGCCGUAGCCGUUUUGGCUCAAGGAAGCAAUAUCAACUUUUGUGACCUUGUUGCCCAUCCAAAGAACCCUGCUACGAGAAAGUUCUUCCCCUAGCAGCAGCUAUCGGAACAUAUCAAAGGAGUCUUCAUUCAGCCUACUCAUGGACGAAUUCCUACACCAGGGGACUCCGCCUCUUUAUUUCUUAGGUAGCAUCCUCCAUGAGACAUCACGAGUACACUUUCUCCUGUCAUACCUCUUUGCACUCUCCACUAUUGUUUUUGCCUUCUUUGAAGCUAGUACACUGUUAGCCCUUGUGAAUCUGGUGUGGCACGGCUUCGUGGAUGAGCGCGACCCGUCAAACGAGUACGUGAAUAGCACCACAAUUGUUGUUAAGGCAAUUACCACAAACAGAGGGCAUCCUCUAGUCCAGCCGCAUGAUCCUCGGCGCUCUUUCUCAAUGGGAGGAAAUGAUCUCUAUCGGCCUCAGCAUCAGGAUCUCUAUCGGCCAUUUUCCUAACUUAGGUGGAACAAGACGCCCAUGGUCAUGCUGUAGGGGAGGCGAAGGAUCAUGAGUAGGUGUAGCUCUAAUGUUAACGGCUUGAAUUUCACUCUGAAGGAAGAGUAUCACGUCGUGCAUCACCAGUACCCAGGAGCUCACUGGACGAAGCACGAGGAGCUAUACGAGAAACAUCUGAACAGCUAUACGCUGAAGGCGUUGUUAAGGGUUUCCACCAAAUUACAUUCCCCAGUGCUAAACCAUCCUUGGCUUUUUGUUUCUAGAAGAGAAUAAGACAAGCCAAGGAAGAAGUUCUGAGGAAUGUAAUUCUCUAACGUUGGAGAGGAACAGCAAUGCCAGUCCAGGAGGGUCGCUGAAGAAAACAACGAGCACAGAAGUAGAUAUUGCGAGUACGAAAGCUUCAGAGUCAGACGCAUCAGAAAACGCUCUAGAAGAAGAACUCUCUUCAGGAAGCACAUCGCCUGAUCGCUUUAUGCUUAUAAACUGUUGGCACUUUAUUUUGUUCGCUAUCGUAGUUUACAACCAGUUUAUUAGCGUAUCUUGAUGUAAGCUCUAAGUCGCCUUGGCGUCAAAAGAUACCCCCAGAACAGGUAAAUGAAUGAAUGAAUGAAUGUAAGUAUUGGCAUUGAGAUCACUCAACAUUUUCACAGUCAUUCAUCUAAGAACAUGCGGAGUCGGAAGGAGCCAUCCCCCUCAAGUAAACAGGCGUCCGACAAGAAGGCGCCCUCAAGCAGUUAAGGAUAUCCAUCUCCUAACUAAUACCGUUACAGUCACAAAUAAGUAGAUGAUGUCUGUAGUUGGAUCCAUUAUUCAACUUCAACGCUUACGUGAGAAGUCCCUAACACACAGAGAGAUAUGUGAAACAAUAUCUUCUCUAGGAUAAGUAGCUAUAGGAUCUCGCUAUAGUAUCUCGCUAUAGGAUCUCGCUAUAGUAUCUCGCUAUAGGAUCUCCCUAUAGUAUCUCCCUAUAGUAUCUCCCUAUAGGAUCUCCCUAUAGUAUCUCGCUAUAGUAUCUCCCUAUAGUAUCUCCCUACAGUAUCUCCCUAUAGUAUCUCCCUAUAGUAUCUCCCUACAGUAUCUCCCUAUAGUAUCUCCCUAUAGUAUCUCCCUAUAGUAUCUCCCUAUAGUAUCUCCUCUAGGAUAAGUAGCUAAGUGGCACAUCUCCUGUAGGCUCUAAGGAAUUAGCUACUGUCGUUCGACGCGUCGUGGUGGACCGAUAAUUGCUACGGGCUUCGAAAAAGAGAACCUCUUCGAAAUUUUCGGGAUGAUGUGCGCACAGGACUACAUGAAACUGGCGUCGCUUUUCUAUCAGCCGUUCAAUUCCGAGACGAAGUUUUCGCAAGAAGAGCUGGCGGAAUUGAUAAAGUUAAGAUGUGCUUGAGGUUUGACCCAAGAACAACAUGUCGCCUCAACAUCGGCUAUUACCUAUUGAUGGACCCUUAGUACUUCCAGUGUACUUCUAAUCAAAACCCGUUUACGAGCACACGGACCGGAGCUAGCGCUACGAACAGCGGGAAUCGUGCCAGAUGUUGCGUAGCUUGUGCCAGAAAUAUAAUGUGGAUGGAAGUGUAGUCACUUUUCCGAAGAAGGGCUAGGUUUCCUAUUGAAUAUUUUACUCUGAUUUUUUGACUCAGUUGUAACUUCGAAGAUUGAAGAUGUGGUGUCUAUUUUCCAUCUGGCGACAUACUGUAUAGCCUAUCCCUUUUACUUUUGGCGCACCUUACAGCCUAUCAUUUCUACUUCUGAAGAUCUGAUCACAGCCUGUAGAAUCUUGUGCCUCUAGAAUCUUACUACUUUUUACCCUCCAGCUGUAUGUAGCGUACACUUUUGUGGUCUUCUAUUUUACAUCUCUCUGAUAAAUAAUUUCUCUGACUCUGAUGAUCAUGCACCUUAGGUUAUCCUUAUCUCAUUCACCAUCCUAUUCAUUACACCAUGUAGUGCAAGGGGAAAUUUGUACUUAUUGCCACUUCGUACUAUCCCCCUUGCUGCGGGUGAUUUUCCUACAACGAGGCCCUGCUAAUCUAGUCCGUAAAUUCAGAUACGAGGCAAGAAUAUAGUAGAUGCCCUGCUAACAUACGCGUUAAGGUUCUUGCUGCGGGUGAUUUUCCUACAACGCGGCCCUGCUAAUCUAGUCCGUAAAUUCAGAUAUGGGGCAAGAAUAUAGUAGAUGCCCUGCUAACAUACGCGUUAAGGUUAUAAGAUAACAUGGAAAUGAAUAGUACACGCACCUGCUUAAACUUGUAUUGUUAAUACCAGGCUAAAAAGCGUACUAGAUUCUGCUGCCUCGCUCUAAUAGGUUCGGUAGAUGAACGAGGUGGGCAGACUUUACAGUACAGGCAUCUGUGAGCUAAAAAAAUGCUUCGAGACUCAUCUAGGAGGACAAUACCUACAAUUCCCCUCCCUGUCCCACUUACGACAUUCUUUUUCAUUUUCGUCACUAUCUAUUGACUAAAGAUACGCCUAUCCUUAACCUUACAGAUACCAUCUGUUUCAUAUUCUGUGCUAACUAAGGCUGAUAGCAUGACCUGAAGUUCUUCGUGUGCAGUUGAUGACAAACCGAUAUGAUGUGACGUGGGUGUUUCUUCGAGAUGUUACAGAGCUGUUGCUCUAGAUCGAUGAUAAUGGCAACUUCACGAAGAAGUAGCGAAGUCAGUUUUGCUUCAGCGUUGCUGAAGCACGCUGCAUGUGAAAUUUUGAAAUUUUGACACCAUGAUUUGCUUCCGCAAGAAGGCGCGUCAUCAAUCUUUCUGAGAAUCCAUCAUGACUGACCUGCACAACCGCAACCGCGGG